AUGUCUCCUCCUCUCGUUCAAGACGAGUACCUCAGCGCCGGCGGGAACAGACACAGCGCAGCGGCCGACUGGUCCGCCAGCUCGGGCACCCUCGCCUUCGGAGCCGACCAGAAUGUGGGUGUGUGGUCGCCGCAGAAUGACUCUGGCCACGGCAUAUCCGCCCUGCUCUCCGGGCACACGGGGAAGGUGACGGCGGUGAGAUUUCUGGCUCCCGACCAAGACGGCUCGCCUGAACUGUUGGUCUCUGGUAGUGCAAAUGGAGAAAUCGCCGUGUGGAGACAGGAGGCCAGUGACCGGAAGUGGAGGUGUCUGGUGAAGACGGCAGCGCAUGAAGGCGCCGUCAACACCAUCGCCUCCUUGGGUCGGGGCAGCGUCCUGGCGACCGGAGGGGCCGACGCGAAAGUAAAGCUCUGGAAAGUUCGGGACACCGAAAUCAAAGCCUCGGCCACGCUGUCCCUCAAACCGAGAUUCAUCGCCUUGGCUCUCGCAGUCCGUACUUUUCCAUCCACGUCUCCUCCUGACCACGCCUACUUGGUCGUGGGAGGCACUCGGAAUGAUAUCCAAGUGUACGCCAUUGAGGGCCUGUCAGCCGCCCCGAAGUUCCAUCUCCACGCCACUCUCACCGGACACGAAGCUUGGGUGCGAUCUCUGGCACUGACACAGACUCCCGACGGCGAUAUCCUGCUGGCUUCUGCAAGCCAGGACAAAUAUGUCCGUCUUUGGCGCUUUCAGCUAGGAGGAAGCAGCGCGACAAAACCACUCGCCGGGCAGAACGGGGUCGCGGUCGCAAACAGGACCUUGUCGGCAAAGAUCCAGACCGUGUCUGCCGGAGAACACAAAUAUUCUAUCACGUUCGAGGCAUUACUUCUGGGCCACGAAGAUUGGAUCUACUCAGCCGCGUGGAGUCCUACCGGUACCCAACUCCUGACCGCAUCGGCCGACGGAUCUCUUUCUAUAUGGGAGCCAGACCCGUCGUCGGGGAUAUGGAUCAGCAUGUCUCGUCUGGGAGAGAUCAGUGUGGCAAAGGGCGCCACGACUGCGACCGGCUCUGCUGGCGGCUUCUGGACAGGACUUUGGGGACCUGAUGGCAAGACUGUCACUUGUCUCGGCCGCACAGGCAGCUGGCGACUGUGGCAGUACGACGAGGCAUCACAGUUCUGGACGCAAAGGUUCGGCGUCAGUGGACACACCAACUCCGUCAACGGGAUCUGCUGGUCCCCCGACGGAACCUACCUGCUCUCCACCAGUUCCGAUCAGACCACCAGGUUGCAUGCGGAGUGGAAGAGAGGGGAGAAACGGAGCUGGCACGAGUUCUCGCGGCCUCAGAUCCACGGGUACGACCUGAACUGCAUCGCGAGCACGACCCCGUAUCAGUUCUCUUCAGGUGCGGAUGAAAAGCUGUUGCGCGUGUUCAACGAACCAAAAGAUAUCGCAAACAUGCUCCAUCGACUAUGUCAGAUCCCGUUGCCUCCGGAAGUAGGCCAAAUGCCGGACACCGCGGCGAUCCCUGUGCUGGGUCUCUCGAACAAGGCCAUGGACGACAGCGAGGAAACCGGCGAUGGCGCUGAGAACGAGACGACUGAUCCAAACGCCAUGUCGAACGGGGCAGGGUCUUCCCUGCUCGAGAUCCAAGAACCACCCACGGAAGACCUGCUGGCGCGGCACACCCUGUGGCCCGAGCACGAGAAACUGUACGGCCACGGCUCAGAAAUCUCCGAGGCAGCGACACCCCCAGACGGCAGUGUCCUCGCCACCGCGUGCAGAGCGAGCUCCCUUGACCACGCCGUGAUCCGCCUCUACGACACACAGGACUGGAACGAGAUCAAGCCGCCUCUGUCGGCGCACUCGCUCACCGUCACGAGACUUGCCUUCUCACCACAGAACCCAGAGUAUCUGCUCAGUGUGGGACGGGAUCGACAAUGGGCCGUAUUCAAGCGGGCGGACGGGACCUCAAAGAGCUGGGCCCGCGUCGCCAUCAACGCCAAAGCACAUUCGCGGAUGAUUCUGGACGCCACAUGGCUCGUGGGCGGCACGAAAACUCCAAGUUUUGCCACCGCCGGCCGCGACAAACUCGUCAAGGUGUGGUCAAGAGCUGCCGACCAGGAGGACGAGACAAACUUUUCAAUGCGCUCCUCGAUCGCGCGAAAAGGCCCCGUCACCGCUAUUGCUGCCACAUCUACCGUCUGUGCUGACGGCCCGCGCGGAGUCCUCGCGGUGGGCGAAGACGACGGCACCAUUUCACUACAUAGAAUCGACGUGGACGGCGACCUGGGGUUGUUGCACACGGUCGAGGUUCCCAGACACCUCUGUCCGUCAAAGACGGUGAACCGGCUGGCGUGGCAGCCUAGAGGACUCGACGGUGAUGGUCAGAGUCACCAAUUGUUAGCCGUGGCUUCGGCUGAUGGCUCAGUACGUAUUCUGAGCAUAGACGUCGUGGGCAUGGGCAGAUGA
Fonsecaea nubica is the source of this 2451-nucleotide messenger RNA. RefSeq lists its product as hypothetical. The transcript has a single exon. Gene Ontology annotation, molecular function: DNA-binding transcription factor activity; protein binding; sequence-specific DNA binding. Gene Ontology annotation, biological process: regulation of DNA-templated transcription; tRNA wobble uridine modification. The record is from RefSeq and is a predicted model, not a curated record. NCBI's taxonomy places the organism in Eukaryota, Fungi, Ascomycota, Eurotiomycetes, Chaetothyriales, Herpotrichiellaceae. Gene Ontology annotation, cellular component: elongator holoenzyme complex. The coding region runs from base 1 to 2451 and encodes 816 amino acids.